Molecule: messenger RNA, 8517 nt
Organism: Nyctereutes procyonoides (raccoon dog)
Lineage: Eukaryota; Metazoa; Chordata; Mammalia; Carnivora; Canidae
Gene: FILIP1
Product: filamin A interacting protein 1
Exons: 7
Coding region: 374-4015 (1213 amino acids)
Source: RefSeq, a predicted model, not a curated record
UGUUGUGAAGGGAGCAGAAGACGAGAAACCUAAUCUCAGAACCCAACAACACCUAGCAACAGUUGAAAAAACUUUUAAACAAAAGUCUGGGUGGGAGAUCUACAACAGCCUCCAAUUUCUGCUGAUCGGGAUUUCAGGGAGAAGAAGCUGCUUUUCCCUUCCCUCUACUCAGUUUCCUGCAUGACUUCAGCUGUUGGCUAGUCCUAGGAAAGAAAGUGGGAAAAGCUUUUUCCUCUGUAUUCUUUUUGGGCUGGAUAGUUUUCCAGGACUCCAGUCUCUCUGGGGUUGUGGGACAAGCCACUGGGUUCUUCAAAGGAUAAACUACCUCCAUAAAGGACAUACCCUUGGUUAAACAAGCUGCCGUCAGGUGGGAAUGAGAUCCCGAAACCAGGGUGGUGAAAGUUCAUCCAAUGGGCAUAUCUCUUGCCCCAAGUCCUCUAUCAUCAGCAAUGUUGAUGAUAAAAGUCUCUCAGAAGAUGCAAAAAAGAAGAACAAAUCAAAUAGAAAGGAGGAUGAUGUCAUGGCCUCAGGAACUGUCAAACGACACCUAAAACCAUCUGGAGAAAGUGAACGAAAAAAUAAGAAACCCUUGGAGUUAUCCAAAGAAGACCUUAUACAGCUCCUCAGUAUAAUGGAAGGAGAGUUGCAGGCCAGGGAAGAUGUGAUCCACAUGCUGAAGACAGAGAAAACCAAGCCUGAGGUUCUAGAGGCUCAUUACGGGUCUGCAGAGCCAGAGAAAGUGCUGCGAGUCCUGCACCGAGAUGCCAUCCUAGCCCAAGAGAAGUCUAUAGGAGAAGAUGUCUAUGAGAAACCAAUUUCAGAGCUGGACAGACUCGAGGAAAAACAAAAAGAGACGUACCGGCGCAUGCUAGAGCAGCUGCUGCUGGCAGAGAAGUGCCACAGGCGCACGGUGUACGAGUUAGAGAGCGAGAAGCACAAGCACACUGACUACAUGAACAAGAGCGACGACUUCACCAACCUGCUGGAGCAGGAGCGGGAGAGGUUGAAAAAGCUCCUUGAACAAGAAAAGGCUUACCAAGCCCGAAAAGAAAAGGAAAAUGCUAAGCGGCUCAAUAAACUAAGAGAUGAGCUUGUGAAACUCAAGUCCUUUGCACUCAUGCUGGUGGAUGAAAGGCAAAUGCAUAUUGAGCAACUUGGCCUGCAAAGCCAGAAAGUCCAGGAUCUUACUCAGAAACUGAGAGAAGAAGAAGAAAAGCUCAAAGCCAUCACUUCCAAAUCCAAAGAAGACAGACAGAAACUGCUCAAGUUAGAAGUGGAUUUUGAACACAAGGCUUCAAGGUUUUCCCAGGAGCAUGAAGAGAUGAAUGCCAAGUUGGCCAACCAAGAGUCUCACAACAGGCAACUCAGGCUCAAGCUGGUUGGCUUAACUCAGAGAAUCGAGGAGCUGGAGGAGACCAACAAAAACCUCCAAAAGGCAGAGGAAGAACUGCAGGAGUUAAGAGAUAAAAUUGCCAAAGGCGAAUGUGGCAACUCCAGCCUUAUGGCAGAAGUAGAAAAUCUCCGGAAGCGUGUGCUUGAAAUGGAGGGUAAAGAUGAGGAGAUCACCAAAACUGAAUCCCAGUGCAGAGAAUUGCGGAAGAAGCUCCAAGAGGAGGAACACCACAGCCGAGAGCUCAAACUUGAAGUCGAGAAGUUACAGAAGAGAAUGUCCGAACUGGAGAAAUUGGAAGAAGCAUUCAGCAAGAGUAAAUCUGAGUGUACCCAGCUACAUUUAAAUCUGGAGAAGGAAAAGAACUUAACCAAAGACCUGUUGAAUGAACUAGAGGUGGUCAAGAGUAGGGUUAAAGAACUGGAAUGUUCUGAAAGUCGAUUGGAAAAGGCCGAAUUAAGUCUAAAAGAUGACCUCACAAAGUUGAAGUCAUUUACUGUGAUGCUGGUUGAUGAAAGGAAAAACAUGAUGGAAAAAAUAAAGCAAGAGGAGAGAAAAGUGGAUGGACUCAACAAAAAUUUUAAGGUAGAACAAGGAAAGGUUAUGGAUGUCACCGAAAAACUAAUCGAAGAAAGCAAGAAGCUUUUAAAACUGAAAUCAGAAAUGGAGGAAAAGGUAUACAACUUGACAAAAGAAAGAGAUGAGUUAAUAGGUAAACUGAAAAGUGAAGAAGAAAAAUCCUCUGAGUUAAGCUGCAGUGUUGACCUAUUAAAGAAGAGACUUGACGGGAUGGAGGAAGUAGAAAGAGAAAUAACCAGAGGGAGGUCUCGGAAAGGGUCUGAGCUCACCUGCCCAGAAGACAACAAGAUUAAGGAACUAACACUUGAAAUCGAGAGACUGAAGAAACGCCUCCAACAAUUGGAGGUGGUCGAGGGGGAUUUGAUGAAGACGGAGGAUGAGUAUGAUCAGCUGGAGCAGAAAUUUAGAACCGAGCAGGACAAGGCGAAUUUUCUCUCUCAACAACUGGAGGAGAUAAAGCACCAGAUUGCCAAGAACAAGGCAAUCGAGAAAGGCGAGGCUGUGAGUCAGGAAGCGGAGCUGAGACACCGGUUUCGGUUAGAAGAAGCUAAAAGUCGAGACCUGAAAGCCGAAGUCCAAGCUCUGAAAGAGAAGAUCCAUGAAUUGAUGAACAAAGAAGAUCAGCUUUCUCAACUCCAAGUGGAUUAUUCUGUCCUUCAACAGAGAUUUCUGGAAGAAGAAAAUAAGAACAAAAACAUGGGGCAGGAGGUCCUCAAUCUGACCAAAGAGUUGGAGCUUUCUAAGCGGUAUAGCCGAGCUCUUAGACCCAGUGUGAAUGGAAGAAGAAUGGUGGAUAUUCCAGUGACGUCGACUGGAGUGCAGACGGAUGCUGUCAGCAGUGAGGCAGCAGAGGAAGAAACACCAGCAGUAUUUAUACGGAAAUCCUUUCAAGAAGAAAAUCACAUCAUGAGUAAUCUUCGACAGGUGGGAUUGAAAAAACCUAUGGAACGAUCCUCUGUUCUAGACAGGUAUCCUCCAGCAGCAAAUGAGCUCACUAUGAGAAAGUCUUGGAUUCCAUGGAUGAGAAAAAGGGAAAAUGGGCCCCCAAUCACUCAAGAGAAAGGGCCUCGGACAAAUUCCAGUCCGGGGCACCCAGGAGAGCUGGUCCUUUCACCAAAACAAGGCCAGCCUCUGCAUAUUCGAGUGACACCAGACCAUGAGAAUAGUACAGCAACUUUGGAAAUAACAAGCCCAACAUCUGAAGAAUUUUUUUCUAGUACCACUGUCAUUCCUACCUUAGGGAAUCAGAAACCAAGGAUAACCAUUAUUCCAUCACCAAAUGUUAUGUCUCAAAAAUCAAAAAGUGGAGAUGCUACUCUUGGCACAGAACGAGCCAUGUCUCCAGUCACGAUUACCACAUUUUCUAGAGAGAAGACCCCAGAAAGUGGAAGAGGUAUGUUUGCCGACAGGCCCACAUCCCCCAUUCAGAUAAUGACAGUGUCUACAUCUGCAGCACCCGCUGAGAUCGGAGUCUCUCCAGAAUCCCAGGAAAUGCCCAUGGGAAGGACUGUCCUCAAAGUCACCCCAGAAAAACAGACUGUUCCAACUCCUCUACGGAAAUAUAAUGCCAAUGCCAAUAUCAUAACCACGGAAGACAAUAAAAUUCACAUUCAUUUAGGUUCUCAGUUUAAACGAUCCCCUGGGACUUCAGCUGAAGGAGCAAGUCCAGUUAUUACUGUCCGACCUGUCAAUGUGACAGCUGAAAAAGAGGUUUCCACUGGCACUGUCCUUCGCUCUCCUAGGAACCAUCUCUCGUCAAGACCUGGCGCAAGCAAAGUGACCAGCACUAUCACCAUAACACCGGUCACAACUUCAUCUACUCGAGGAACCCAGUCAGUGUCAGGACAAGACGGGUCAUCUCAGCGACCUACACCCACCCGCAUUCCUAUGUCAAAAGGUAUGAAAGCAGGAAAGCCAGUAGUGGCAGCCCCAGGAGCAGGAAAUCUGACCAAAUUCGAGCCUCGAGCUGAGACUCAGUCUAUGAAAAUAGAGCUGAAGAAAUCUGCAGCCGGCAGCGCUACCUCUCUUGGAGGGGGGAAGGGCUGAGGGCAGUGGCUGAGGGGAAAGCAUCGUCAUUCACCAGUUACGUAUGAACUCCAGAUGAAAUGGUAAACCAAGCACAUAUGGGGUGCGUGUACUUCCUCUGAAUCCCUGUUGAAUGAGUAGUAUUUCUGCAGCCCUCCAUCAUCACUAAGGUCCUCCAUGCUACUGAUCACUACUGGAAAUAAUUUUCUACUUCCAGUGAUUUUUUUUUGAGGAUAUAAUAAUGUAAAAGCUGAAAAUGGCAUUGCUGAUAAUAUGAAAAUAGGUAGCAAGAGCGAUUCAAUCUUUGUGUCAAAAUAAAUUUCCUUUCUGCAAAGCUUUCAAGUCCAUGGGCACAUGCUAUGUAAUUUAUUUUUAUAAUACACUUUGUAAUGUGAUUUUUUUUCCUAAAGUGUUUCCUUUUUCGUAGUCUAUGGCACAUAUAUCUGUAGAGUACACUGUCAGUUCUUCAAAGUAUUGGUACUGGUGCAUUCAAAACAGGAAACUAUCACUAUUUUCCUUCAUCAACCUUUUAUUUCUGAAGGAAAAGAAAGUACAACACUCUACAUAUUUCCUGGGGUAAAUUCAAGAAAUAAAACAGAAGCAGGAGAUUCUAGAGGAGGUUUUAUUAUUGCUUAUACAAUGCUGUGAUUCUGAUCAUAGUUCAACAGUAAUAAAAUAAUGUUGAUUUAAAGACUUUAAUUUUAAAUAUGUAAAGCCAAUUUUAAAAAUUGCCCUUUUUAGUCUGUGGCAAAACCCCUGGAUAAAUUGAAUUUCAUAUGGAACAAAUUAAUAAAAGAAGAUAUAUAAGUUUAACCAGUAAGGAUAUGGGACUACAUCAACUGAUAGUUCAAUUAUAUUUGUUUGCAUUAUUUGCUUAUAUGUAUGAGACUUAUAAGGACUGUGAUAACAAGGUAUUUCUCACAAUCUGCCCAAAUGAAAGCCCCAUAAAUAAAAACUGACCCAAGGUAAUAUCUGCAUCUUAAAAAAAAAAAUGGUAAGAGAAAUCCCAUAAGAAAUGAUGUUUCUUCUUGAUAGACAGGAUUUGGAUAGAUUUUCAUAAUGGCAUGUAGGUUGCAGAAUAUAUUCUUUAAAGAUAAAAGCACAACAUGCAUUACUCAAAUCUCAAUGUCAGAGCUGCUGUGGAAUUUAGGUUUAUAUGAAAAUGUACAUCUAAAGUCUACUUGAAACCCUAAUAAUACAGCUUUUUAAAAAGACUUUGCUAAUGUGGACAUGUUUUCAACAAGGUCUUUAAAAAAAUAACUUCAAAAAUAAAUGAAGAUUUGACAUAUCAGUUUCUGAAUGCAAAAAUCGUAUAUCAUGGAGCUUUACUGAUAUUAAAGAAAAUGCUUCUCAGUGCCACACAGAUAACUAAAAACCACAAAAGCAACACCGUUGGCCUAUUUCUCCAGUUGACAGCUUGUAUCCAGGUUAUAAACCCAUAAAAAAGCGAGUCUACACUGAGUCUCUGGAAUAGAAAAAUUAAUUGGAUUUCCUCCCUUAUGUAACUUUGGAAGGUUUUAAAUUAUGCUUUGUGGAACUAGCAAUCAUCUUCAGUAGGUAUUAUAAAUUAAAUAACUAUAUUUUAUGGAAAAUUAGCUUGAUUUUUUUUUUUUAAAGUAAAAGAAAUUCUAUAGUAGGCUUGUCCUAGUUUGAAUGAUUGUGAAUGUAUCACAUAUCCUUCAGGGCUUUUGAUUAAUGACUGAGAAACCUAGUGUGUGUAUGUGUGAAGAUUUAAAAAAUUGUUGCUAUGAGUUUUCUGUUUUCUGAAAAUGUUUUUGAACUGUAAUGACAUUUUCAAGUAAAAAGGGUUUUAUUUUCUAUUGUUACCUUUUUUGGCACACAGUUAAGUUCCCUAUUUGCUAACAUUUAUACUUCUGAUUUAUCACAAAUUAGCAUUUGAAGCAAAUAGCUUUUUCUCAACUUGUGGAAAAUUAUAUGAAUAGUGAAAAGUCUAGAGGAUAAGACUUUACUUCUUGACUUUAAAAUAUUACAAGUGAUUUAUGUAUAUUUGGAUCUGAAGUUUUUAUUUCUCUUGAAUUUAUAAUGAAAUUUGGUACUUGCAAUGCAGAGUAAGGAUGGUGGUGCAAUCAGAGUCACUUAGAUGGAUGUUGAGCUUUUUUCUGCUCAUCCUGGGAUUAAGUCUUCUGUUUAAACCCAAAUGGAACCUGAGUGACAGAUAAGUAAACUUAAUUUUAAAAAUUAAUAAAUUGUUCUGAAAUAAAAGAAUAUUAAAAAUUAACAGAAAAGUCAAAACACCAAAUAGCUACAUCCUUAUCUAAUGAUAUACAAAAUCAGAAACAGUCCUAUCCCAAUAUCCAUAACCAGUUGAAAAAAACUGCCUCCAUGUGCACCAUUCUAGACUCAUAAAAUUUACGUAUCUUUUAUUAGAUCUCCAAUCAUCAAUAUGAAAGGGAAUCCGUCUUGAAUAGAAUAAUUUUCUGAAAUGAUUCCAGUUUAAGGUACAACAGUUGAACUAAUCCAUUAUUUUACACUUUUCUUUUUGAUAAAUAUUUUUGAGGUAUCCUCUGCAGAGAUUUUUUUCAAGUAUUUCAUAAAAUAUUAAGGUUUCAUGAAGACAGUGAAUAAAUUUUCCAGAUUUUAGAUGCCUAGAAUGUUCACAAAAUGUGAAGAAUUAAUUGUCUCUUAGGAAAACCAUAAAAAAAAUUCAUGACAUGGAACAUCUAGCUUAAGCAUUAAAAAAGACACCAGCACUAUUGAUAUAAUUCACAGGUUCUAAAAAGCAGCUGCAAAGCAAGAGUAAAUAAAUGUUGGAUCAGACAAUGUAAUGUAUUUAUGUCCUUUCUCUUUACGCUGUAGUUGAAUUUUCCUGGAAAUGAAUAAAAAACAUAAUAAUAAUUGGGCAUGUUCAUGAAUUUGAUGAGCAAUGAUUCUAAAAAUAACAAAAAUGCAAAAUGGAAGUUAAAAAAAACACAACUGGCACCUGAGGCAUAUAUCCCCUUUGGACUCCAGUGCUAUCCCCCUGCUAAAAUUACUAAUUGAAAGUGAAGAGGAAAAACAAUAAAAGCUAUUGUAAUAAAUUCAUAAAAAUUGGGAGAGUUUCACGGAAUUAGCUUAGUGAACACUAAUAUUUUAUUUUGUGUCUUAAAUUUUCAGCGUUUACUCCAUAACUAUAUAACAACUGUUUGUUACAUAGGAAAAAUACAAAAUGCAGAUUAUUAAGUUCGAAUAGAAAUGUUUAAGGUGCCAUGACAUAAUACAUUUAUUUUUGUUGUUGUUUUUUCAUUUAUAUUAUUUGGGUAAUUUUACCUUACCAUCCACAGAUUUUUGUUACUUUUAACAGUGCUGAUUGUAUUUAUUUAGAUUUUGUUUAAAAAUAUCAGAUGUCAGCUUCUCCAAUAUGAGACUUACAGUGUGAUCAAGAUAUUCUUAGAAGUCCUGCAGUCUAAUGGAUUUUCAAAAGCAAAAGAGUGCGUUGAAAAAUUGUGGAGUUACAUUAUAUUUUCACAACAUUCAUAAGUUUUAUUAAGUACGAGAAGUUUAUUAGUUUUCACUACAGCCAAUGGAAUUUAUGGGUAUCUACUUGUCUUUUAUAUGAUUGUAAUAUCUUGCUUUCAGUUCUUCACAGGUUAUUGAAAUUAUUUAGCCAAUUAAGACAUUCUCUUUGUGUUAUUUCCAAAGUCAACCAUGUUCAUCAAAAAUCUCACUAGAGAGUGAGAAAAAUAACAAUUGUGAUAUAAAAACAUUGUGCAAUAUUUUUUUGAGUUGGAACAUAAUAUUCAUAAAAUUAAAAUCAUUUAAAAGAAGUAUUCAACCUUCAUCUUUUAUUUAAAAUUGUUUGCUUUAAAAUAGUUUUUGUUUCGGCAUUUCCUAUUUUCUUAAAAAUAUGGUGUUCUUCACUGUGAAUGAGCAGAAAUGGUACAGCAGAUCUGCCAAAAUGAGAGCUACUUUUCCCGAGUUACAUCCUAGUCUGAUUCCUUAUUAAGAUGAAAACUGCAAAACACCAAGAGAUAGAACUGGUUAUAGGGUUUCCCUCAGCCCUUUAUCUUCACCGAAUGCAUUGUCAGUCUAUAUUUAGAUAUCACUUUACUGCUUUCUGCUGUCAAUCUAAAGGUAGGUUACUCAGUAGAGCAAAUGCUCCUGAGGUUUUCCAGCAGGCCACAACCCAGCUUCUAGAGAGGCAGUUAGGGUAAUGCUUUCAGCAAAAUGGGAUAGAGAUGACAGUGGGGCUAUUCUCUGACGCCUUUUAUUUAUCAACUUUGUGCCAGAUUUGGUGCUCUACAGCCAAUCUCUACUUGUCUUUGCCUUAUUUGUGACAAAGGAAUGGCUUUUUCCUGUUUAUUGUCUAAAGAUCCACAUAUCAAAAAAAGCAGGUAAGGAUGAUGUCUAAACACAGAUGCUUUCUACAGGCAGGUUGCAGAUGUUAGGGGUCUUGCCUACAAGGCAGUUCUGAGGCCUCUCUUUGGAGUGGAGCCCCUUGGGUUCACAUGGUUUAAGAGCACUGGCCAAAAGUCAUUGUUUAUUUCAUGACUUCCCAGGAGAAGGAAGGUAUCAGGCUUUCUGUA